Molecule: messenger RNA, 897 nt
Organism: Penicillium subrubescens
Lineage: Eukaryota; Fungi; Ascomycota; Eurotiomycetes; Eurotiales; Aspergillaceae
Product: zinc finger CCHC-type containing 10
Exons: 2
Coding region: 1-897 (298 amino acids)
Source: RefSeq, a predicted model, not a curated record
AUGCCUGAAACGAGAUAUGUAACCCUGGAUGAUCUGUUGAUCAGUAAUUUUGCUGACUCCUUUGCACGACAUUAUAGCUAUGAGUGCAAAGCAACGACCCAGGAACGGCCAUAUACGGCUCGGCCCUCAAGGACCCAACAAUUGCUGAAUCCCCGGCUGGUGCCCAAGCUCUCGGAGGACGUGCCUACCGAUGUGCAGACGACCGGUAUAGCAGACGAGAUCCUAGCAAAACGCGAGGCAGAGCGUGGCCGGAAGAGAGACCAUGAUAAAGAUGACGAAGACCGCUACGGCCAGUCUCCAAAGCGAGCAAGGUCUCUCUCUACAGAUUCUGCAGAUUCAAUUUCAACAAUAUCGACAAAUCGAUCUGCAUCUGCGUCACCAAAGCGCCACAGCAGACAUAGCUCACGUGCCAAUGGCCGCCGCAGCUCGGCAUCACCACCCCCAGGUGAAACUCGCAAGAGGAGGUACAGCGAUGCUUCGGAUGGUUCUUCCGCAAAAUCGUACUCUUCAGGUGAUAGGCAACGAUCGAGAUCGAGAUCCAGGUCCAGGGAAUGGACCGAGGAUAGGAAUAUUCGACGACGACGCCGGGAGAGCAGCCCAGAGGAACGCGGAAGGAACCGUGAUUCAAAGAAGCAUGAGCCUCGGAAAACCGACCGACGCAGCCAGAGCGCGGAUAAGAGUCGAAUCGCAAAAGCGCGCCGUUCUAUGACACCGGAUGCCACCUAUGAUCAUUCGGAAAAACGCUCAUACCGAGACCGAGAACCUCUACAAGGGCCAUCUCAAUCAGGACGGUCUAGGCAGGAUCCCAGGGUUCGUGGAGGGCCACCCCGUGAACGAAGUAUGAGUCCUUACAGCAAACGUCUUGCGUUGACGCAAUCCAUGAAUCUGGGACGGUAG